AUGCUUAGAGCAUUCAGCCGCUUCGGUGUAAAUGAAACUGGCAUCGCUCCGUACGAGCGAGCACCUAAUCUGGACUUGAUCAUGCAGAAUACCAACUCACUAUCCACCUGUCUAUUCGAAUUUGUUUCAAAGAAAUUUGCUGUGUUUCUAGAAAGUGACGAUCUUCCGCUCUUAUUCACCAAUGCAACCUAUCCGGAAGAAUCACUCCACUGGCAAACCAGUCCAGCCGCACAAGCCGAUCUGAUCAGACAUUUUCAACGGUUCUCCGCUGAACACACUAUCCGAGCGGUUAUGGUGAGAAACAUACUGGAUCAUAUUGAAGCUCGUUUUCCCAUGCAACCAAUGCCCUGCCAUCAACUCGAUCGGAUCGUCCCCGAGUGUCGUUGGCGCGGGAAUGAUGAGGGAAAGGGAACUCACAAGCCAAUCGCAAAACGCCCGGUCGAGCUAACGAUUGAGGAAAAGCAGGAUCGUGCGAAACGAAAAAAGUGUGAUCUCCGAACUGGUGACAAUUCGAUUGCUUCUGAUCAAUCGGUUACGGAAACAGCAAUUAACAAUUAG
This is a messenger RNA of Echinostoma caproni, 558 nucleotides long. NCBI's taxonomy places the organism in Eukaryota, Metazoa, Platyhelminthes, Trematoda, Plagiorchiida, Echinostomatidae. The record is from the annotation of a GenBank genome assembly.